UGUCGGUGUCGAUUGUCGGUCGGUCGUGUGAUUCAUUUUGUUCAGUCUUUUUGUUCGUACCGGAAUUGAAUUACAGUUGUUGGAUUUUAAGUUGAAGUUGAUUUAAUAAUCCGAAAAGAUGGCUUUACAUGUUCCAAGAGCCCCGGGGGUACCCUCAAUGAUGAAAGAUGGAGCACGGAUGUUCUCUGGGCUAGAAGAAGCCGUAUACAGAAACAUAACGGCAUGUAAGCAGUUUGCACAAAGUGUGCGCUCCGCCUAUGGUCCUAACGGCAUGAACAAAAUGAUCAUUAACCACAUUGACAAGCAGUUCGUGACGAGCGAUGCUGGCACCAUCAUCAGAGAGCUGGAUGUCGAGCACCCUGCAGCCAAACUCAUGGUCUUGGGCAGUCAGAUGCAAGAUGCUGAAGUUGGAGACGGUACCAACUUUGUGAUUGUCCUAUCUGGAGCACUCCUGGAAGCAGCAGAAGAACUCCUCCGUCUCGGUGUAACCACCAGUGAAAUUGCUGAGGGUUAUGAAACUGCCCUUGAAAAGUGCCUUGAAAUCUUACCUGAACUGGUCUGCUAUGAAAUCAAAGAUAUCAAAAACACAGAAGAAGUUAUUAAGAGUGUGCGGCCAGCUAUUAUGGCUAAACAAUAUGGCAAUGAGGAUUUCAUCGCUGGACUUGUUGCUAAAGCAUGCAUUGCCAUCCUGCCAGAGAAAACUACAUUCAAUGUGGACAAUGUCAGAAUUUGCAAGAUUCUUGGAGCUGGACUCCUGCAGUCUGACGUCCUCUCAGGAAUGGUCUUCAAGCGUGAAGUUGAGGGAGACGUCACAUCUGCUGAGAAAGCUAAGAUAGCCGUAUAUUCAUGCCCCAUUGACAUUACCCAAACAGAAACCAAAGGAACAGUCCUCAUCAAAACUGCUGAUGAACUUCUCAACUUCAGCAGAGGAGAGGAAUCUCUUUUGGAGAAACAAAUCAAAGACAUUGCUGAUACCGGUGUAAAGGUUAUUGUAGCGGGCGCGAAGUUUGGUGACAUGGCACUGCACUUACUGAACAAAUAUGGCAUUAUGGCUGUACGUCUUCCUUCCAAAUUCGACCUCAGACGUGUCGCCAAGACGGUUAAUGCUACUGUCCUACCCAGACUGACCACGCCCACGGUGCAGGAGCUGGGCUACUGCGACGUGGUGGGCGUGGAGGAGCUCGGCGACACGCGCGUCGUCGUGUUCCGUAUGCUCGCCGCCGACGCGCGCAUCUCCACCGUGCUCAUCCGCGGCUCCACCGACAACUACAUGGACGACAUCGAGCGAGCUAUCGAUGACGGGGUCAACACGUUCAAGAACAGUGCGAGGGAUGGACGAUUCGUGCCGGGUGCGGGCGCGACGGAGAUCGCGCUGGCGGCGCGGCUGCUGCAGCUGGCGGACACGCUGCCCGGGCUGGAGCAGUACGCCGUGCGCAAGUUCGCCGUGGCACUCGAGAGCGUGCCGCGCGCGCUCGCCGACAACACCGGCGCCAACGCCACCGAGGUCGUCAACAACAUCUACAAGGCCCACAAGGAGGGAAACAAGAACGCCGGCUACGACAUCGAAUCGGAAAACAACGGCGUGUGUGACGCCAACGAGAAGGGCAUCUUCGACGCCUUCGUGCUGAAGCAGUGGGGCCUCAAGUACGCCGUGGGUGCCGCCACCACAAUCCUCAAAGUCGACCAGAUCAUCAUGGCCAAGCGCGCCGGUGGACCCAAGCCCCGGCAACAGCAGGGCAGCGACGACGAAUCUUAAUACUAUACAGAUACACACUCCACUGCGGGAUCUCGCCAACAGCUGCGUACUAUACGCGUGUGAACACUGUUGUGGUUAUUGUCGAGAUAGGAGCGUAAUGUCACAUAAGACCAGUAGUAACUCUUGUAACAAAUAUACGCGACGCGGUAUGUAUGUAUUCGCGCCGUGUGCAUUCGCAACACAUAUAUUGCAUACGUACAUGUUGCGCCCACAUAUACCGCGCGGAGUACUUUUGUUAGAAGAUCUAUUACUGAUAUUAUACUGAGGUGAUGUGAACUCUCCUUUAUACUAAAACACAAGUAUUUUACUUUAGCAAUAUGUUGCAUUUUAUUUUCUUAACUUUACAUUAACAAUAAUUAUCUAUAUGUUACAAGUUAUUAGCUUUGAAUGUGGUAAUUUAAUAAUUAAAAUACGAUAUAAUGACAGUGAUGCACCAUAGUUUCAUUAGCUAUGCUACCGAAACGUUCGUUCUGUUAAGUUAUGAUAUACCGAACUAAUAAGUUAAUGAUUUCCAGAGCUUACAACUUUAAAAUUAUGUAUUGGUCUCUGUCACAAAAAAUGCGUCUGUGGCACUAAAAACAUGCAUUUUACACAAG
Molecule: messenger RNA, 2352 nt
Organism: Leguminivora glycinivorella
Lineage: Eukaryota; Metazoa; Arthropoda; Insecta; Lepidoptera; Tortricidae
Gene: CCT8
Product: T-complex protein 1 subunit theta
Exons: 7
Coding region: 119-1756 (545 amino acids)
Biological process (GO): protein folding
Cellular component (GO): chaperonin-containing T-complex
Molecular function (GO): ATP binding; ATP hydrolysis activity; ATP-dependent protein folding chaperone
Source: RefSeq, a predicted model, not a curated record